Bolinopsis microptera is the source of this 1901-nucleotide messenger RNA. Its product is annotated as trichoplein keratin filament-binding protein-like. Gene Ontology annotation, cellular component: keratin filament. The transcript is spliced from 14 exons. The coding region runs from base 4 to 1428 and encodes 474 amino acids. Gene Ontology annotation, biological process: apoptotic process. Lineage: Eukaryota; Metazoa; Ctenophora; Tentaculata; Lobata; Bolinopsidae. The record is from RefSeq and is a predicted model, not a curated record.
GAGAUGGCUCUACCACAUAUGCAACGUUUUAGCAGACCUCCAGCCACGAAAGAUCAGAAUUACUAUGUAAAAGUUGCUAAUGACACUUCAAAGCAACGCCAGUGGAACUCAGCACGUUGCAUGGAACGAAGUGUUGAUGCCUACCGAGAAUCCUACACGGCAGACACAAAAGGAGAGAAACUAGCAGAGAGGCGACGUACCUUGGCCGAAUUACUACAACAUGAAAAUAUGUUGUAUCAGUCGGAGUUAAGAAAUUCAAGAUUAAAUCCUGGAAUUAUGGGCGAUAUGUCAGACCGUGUCACAUAUCUCAGAGAACAGAAAGAAAUCCAAAGAAAAAAGAUUGCUGACGAGAAGAUGAAACAGCACCUCCGGCUAAACGCACCGGAACUAAGAAAUUUAAACUCUAACAUGUUGAAACAGGAGGUUCAACAGGGCUGGACAACGCAGCGGGCUCAGAAUUCACAGCGGCAAGAAGAGAAAAAGCAGGAAAAAUUGGAGGAGAUAAUGGAGGAGGAGAGGGCUAAGAUAAGAUAUCAGCUGGAACGGAAGGAGCAAGAGGAGGAGCGCAGAGCAGACGCCGCCCAGCAGGCAGGAGCUCUUAGAGAACAGAUGGAAAAACUUAAACUCAGGGAAAAAGAGAGUGCAAUUCUAAAAGCGCAAGAAGAAGACCUGUACCUUCAACAAGAUGAAUUAGCUGCUGCGGAAAAAAUGCGACGUGACAUGGAACAGAAACGAGAAAAGAUACAAUUCGGGCGUCUGCUAAAGGCACAAGCGCUGGCUGCUCUUCGGAGAAGGUCGAGGCAGAUCCAGGAGGAAUUGGAACUGGAUUUGAAGAUAUUACGAAAUUUGGCGGAUAAAGAAACAGAAGUCCAGGACGUUAUGACUGCUCGGAGAGAAAAAGCUAAAGCGGACGCUAAGUGGAUGAAACAGGUGGUUGAAGAACAGUUGCAGCUGGAGAGGGCCCGAGAAGCAGAACUAGAGACACUUUACCGGGAGGAAGCUGCCAGACAGUGGGAGAAGAGGGAGAAUCAGUGGCAGAGGGAGGGUGCCGCCCGGGAGAGGUUAAUGAAGGAGGUACUCGAAGGUCGUGUAGACCAGCUCGCUCGGAAACAAGACGAAGUGAGAUCACGACAAGAUGAAGCACUGAGAGCGAGGGAGGAGCUGAUAGAUAACAUGGAACUGUUAGCCCAGGAAACGGGCAGACAGACUGAGAGGACAGCCAGACAGAGGGACGAGAGGAGACGAGAGAUUGAUCAUCAGAAUACGGAACGAAGGAGAGCGGAAGAAGACGAACGUCUUGCGGAGGAGGCACUGCGAGCGGAGGAGGGCCGCGCGGCAGAGGAGUACGCUCAAAUGAUACGGCAAGAAGCCAACACCAUGACAAAACGCGGCUACAUUCCCAGAGGCAAAAGAAACGCAUGGAUGUGAAGCGUCCCACAAGAACUCAUCAUCUUCAUAUCGCUAAUCAGUAUGUGGAGGAUAGUUUACGACAUGAUCGCUUGAAUGAUUUGAUAAAUGUGACAACGAAAUGGGGCGCCUAUUAUUUUCGUUAUUAUUAUGCUUUACGGUAUAUGUUUUGUUGUAUAUAUAACUAGAAAGAAAAACCAUUACUUAUUAUGUACAAAUGAUUUGCUGUAAAAUUUUAUAUUAGAUGUUUUCUUAAAUUAUACACAUACAGGUUACAGUUCCAUAUUUGAAUUUAUACAUCAAGACUUUUACUCAUGUUGAUUACUCUUGUUUCCAAAUAUUUAUGAAUCACAAAGUUAAACAUGAUAAAGCCUUGCAUUUUCAACAAGAUAUUUUCAGUGACGCUUUAUUAAAGAUUAUAUUAUCUAUGUCAUGCAUGUCCGGAAUUAUAUUUAUAAUAGUGUAUAAUAGCCACGUGUAUAUAAUUAUUUGAA